This is a messenger RNA of Pseudozyma hubeiensis SY62, 3174 nucleotides long. RefSeq lists its product as hypothetical. Lineage: Eukaryota; Fungi; Basidiomycota; Ustilaginomycetes; Ustilaginales; Ustilaginaceae. The transcript has a single exon. The record is from RefSeq and is a predicted model, not a curated record. Bases 1 to 3174 code for a protein of 1057 amino acids.
AUGCCUUCUCAUCACAACCCGUGUACUGACGUCCCAAUCUCGCUCUCGUUGCGCCCUCCCUCUUCGACAGACCUCACAGCCGUAGCUGAAUACUAUGUCACCCACCGCAUCCCUCAACGCUUCAACCCGGGCAUCGUCGUCGCCUCGAUCGCCGUCUCGGCGCUCGGCUCCUACUCUACCCUCCUCCUCCUCGGCAAGCGUACCUCCAACAAGGGCAAGCGUAACAUUUUCCUCCUCUCCUUCGCCGCCACCACCAUGGCUGCCGUCGGUAUCUGGGGCAUGCACUUUAUCGGAAUGCACAUGAGCCUUCGUCCCGUCGCAGGCGUCAGCUGGUACAUCAAGGUCGACCCCGGAUUCACCGUGCUCAGUCUCUUCGUCCCUAUCAUCGCCCUCCAUGCCGCGUUCUUCAUCGUCGACGCCGCCAUCUCGUUCAGCUUUGUCCGCACCACCAUCUCGGGUGUGCUCACCGGUCUCAUCGUCAGCCUCAUGCACUACUCGGCCUCGCUCAAGACCAACUAUGCGGUGAGCUACAGUCCGACCCUGGUCACCAUUUCGAUCGUUGUGGCGUGUGUCGCUUCGACUGUCGCCUUGACUGGCUUCUUCAAGUUCAGGGCGCAGUGGGAGGACUCCUGGUGGAAGCGUAUGCUGUGCGCGUUCAUCUUGGCCGCCGCCGUCUCGGGUAUGCACUAUAUUGGUGUUUGGGGCACCAGCUACAAGGUCAAGGCGUCUACGGUUACGGGUGCCAACGAGAUCAGUCUGUUGACCGGUCGUCAGCGCAACAACGUUCUCGUCAUCGCCAUCGGUUGCAUGUGCUUCGUCAUCAUCUGCCUUUCAAUCUUCAUCGCCGUCUCGGACAUGCUGAUCGUUCGAGAUGCCAGGCGAAAAUCCAAGAAGGUCGUCGUCUGCUCGGCCACCUUCGACAAGCAGGGUCGUCUGCUCGUCAAGCCCGACGGUACCAUGCCGCUCAUGAUCAUCGAGACGGACGUCAACACGCGCGACAUCCUGGACGCGCUGGACAACCGUCAGCCCACCUUCCAGUGGCUCUACUCGCUUUCGUGGGACUGGGCCAUCAUCGCGCCCUGGCUCCGCGCCAUCACCACGCGCUUCGCGGCCGAGACGCAGCAGGCGCAGCGCAACGAGGCCAUCUGGAAGAACCGCGGCAAGAAGAUGAUUGCGCAGGGCAGACGAUCCCUGGACAUUUCGGAGGAUCGUCGCAAGGGCCCUCAGAGCCUGGCGGAUUUCCGCGAUCGUUUCAUCGACGCUGCGUUCCACUUGGCGCAGGAGCUCGACAUUCCUUUCGAGGAGAUCGGAGUUCUGUACGAUCACGUUCUCCCCACGGGCACGCGUAACAACGGAAGCAGCGGCAACAACAACAACGUCGUGACGGACAAGUUUACGCCUUCGCGUCAGUUUGCCGACGACGAGAGCUCCAUCAACGGUCCCGUUCCGAGCAUCUUUGGCGAGGGCAACGAUCAAGAGGAAGGUGCUAUGCUGUUCCUCGUGCGCGAGCUGCCCAACUCUGCCGCCUCGACCGAACGUUUCCGCCAGAUGGGCUACCGCAUGACCGAAACGCGCUUCCUCGCCGGCGUCCUCGCCGACCGCGUCUCGAUCCAGAAGGAAGAGAUGGAGCCGCUGCUCGAUUCGCUCAAGGUGUACGCCAAGCGCGGCACGCGCCCCGUCGUGCAGCCCUCGGGAGUCUACUGCGGUCUGUUCGGCGUCCGCGCCUCCACCAGCAAGGAGGGCGGACUCGACGUGCUCGUCUACAACUUUGCUCGUCACCAGAUCCCCGCGUACCGUCUUCCGGACGUCUCGUGCAUCACGCCCGAGAUGAAGACGUUCCUCGGAUCGCUCGACCAGGCGACGAUGGAGGACGCCAUGAAGGUGUGCGAGCGCGAAUCGAUUCGUUCGGGAGAACGACGCAAGUACCUCCAGUCGAUCUCGUCGGUCAACGUCGCCGACAACCACGACAACGAGGCCGAGCAGGAAGCCGUUGAGCUCAUGAUUCAGUUCCAGACCGCGCUGUUCAUCGCGCUGGAUGCGCUGCACAACUCGGUGCGAUUCUAUCCGAAGAUCUGCCAGACCGCCAGGAUCAGCGCAGAGGUGCUCGAGGUGCCUUCCAGCUUGGACGAUUCGACCGCACCUGCCGAGAUGAUCCUCGUUCAAGCGGUGCUGCCGGAAGCCAGGAGCGCCGGAAGCAACUACCACGAUGGCAGUGUACAGCACACCGCAACGGGCCAGGCGGGACAGGACAUUGUACCCACGGACAAACCCAGCUCGGCGACACCCUUCGUGUUCGUCCCCUACACGCUCUUCAGCAAGUCGCAGAUGAUGCUGCUGCGAGGCAGACAGGCGGACGACUUUGAACACGAGGUGAUCCUCGAGAUGCGACGCAGAUAUCCGUCUUCGCUGCAGAGCGAGGCUGAGGAGAAGGGCCUGUUCGAACCGGCACCCGCAAAUGUCGCUGGAAGGCUGGGACGCAAGGAAUCGUUCGUCGUUUCGAGUCCCACCGCGAGGUUCGGGAAGGGUUACGCGGGGAGUGACGACGAUGACAAGUUGGAGACCAGCAGCAAGUUCAGCGAUGAUCAUCCGACGUCGCCCGUUACGAACAAGGUGAACCUGCUGCCGAGUGGAAAGAGGUGGGUUGGGGAUGAGGAACCGACGGGAUUGUCACCGGCAAGGAGGCAGUCGGUUACGAGUUCCAAGUCGAGGCACACGAACGAGGAUCACGAGAUGAAGCAGAUGAACGAGCGACCCGCAGCUCCCGCUCGCAGGUACUCGCCUGCUGGUCAACAGGAUCCUGCCGACGCCAUCACCGAGGAGGCCAACUCGAUCGUCUCGGUCGAUCCUGAAGCACCGACCACCAUGCGCGAGGCUGCAACCACCGCGUUCGGUCAACCCACCCGCCAGGCAUCGCGACCCUCCACUGCUCCCGCCAACGUCAUCCGUCGCGAACUCAACUUCCUCCGUCCCUCCUCCUCCGGUCACCACUCCGCCCUCGCACAGCAAAGACCCAUCACAGCAAGUCAGAGACAGAGGAGGAACCGAACCGCCCUGUCACCCACCGACGAGGGAAGUCACCUGGCUAGGCUCCAGAGCGACGGCUGGCAUACGAGGCAGAUUCAGAGCUUGGAGAGGAGCCCCGCGGGUACGGCGCUGCUGGGCGUGGAUUUUUGA